This is a messenger RNA of Pezoporus occidentalis (night parrot), 3053 nucleotides long. RefSeq names its product mitogen-activated protein kinase 13 (gene MAPK13). Gene Ontology annotation, cellular component: nucleus; cytoplasm. The record is from RefSeq and is a predicted model, not a curated record. Gene Ontology annotation, biological process: MAPK cascade; protein phosphorylation. The transcript has 12 exons. Lineage: Eukaryota; Metazoa; Chordata; Aves; Psittaciformes; Psittacidae. Gene Ontology annotation, molecular function: MAP kinase activity; ATP binding. The coding region runs from base 284 to 1480 and encodes 398 amino acids.
UCCCGGAGGUGUGGGCCGGGCGCUCGGGUCCUGUGGCAGAGCCCAGAGGCACCUGCAGAGACCGAGGCGUGUCGUGAAACCUGAUGCCUCACCUCCCCGAUGUGGAGGCGGAGGGAGGGCCGAAAGACAUGUCCGUGCGCGCUCACUGCAGCUGAGAAGGCAGGAGGAAGCUCGCUGGAGCCUCUCUGACCAGCACAGGAGGCCUCACUGUCCUGCUCUCACCCCAGAAGCCCUCCCGUACACCAGGACUCUGGGGGGGUGGCAGUCCCACACCCGCCGGGCGAUGAACAUCACAAGGAGAAGAGGCUUCUACAGACAGGAGGUGAACAAAACGCUCUGGGAGCUGCCCAGGAGAUACACGUCCCUCCACCCGCUGGGGUCUGGAGCCUACGGCUCAGUGUGUUCGGCCAUAGACAAGAAGACAGGGGAGAAGGUGGCUAUCAAGAAGCUCUGCCGCCCAUUCCAGUCAGAGAUCUUUGCCAAGAGAGCAUACAGAGAGCUCAUGCUGUUGAAGCACAUGCAACAUGAGAAUGUCAUUGGGCUUCUUGAUGUCUUCACCUCUGCUGCUUCCUACCAGGGCUUUCAGGACUUCUACCUGGUGAUGCCAUACAUGCGGACAGACUUACAAAAGAUCAUGGGACAUGAAUUCAGUGAUGAAAAGAUCCAGUACCUGGUCUACCAAAUGCUGAAAGGGCUAAAGUAUAUCCAUUCAGCUGGCAUCAUACACAGGGACCUGAAGCCAGGCAACCUGGCUGUGAAUGAAGACUGUCAGCUGAAGAUCUUGGAUUUUGGCUUGGCCAGACAUGCUGAUGCUGAAAUGACCGGCUACGUGGUUACGCGCUGGUACAGAGCCCCAGAAGUCAUUCUGAACUGGAUGCAUUACAACCAGACAGUGGAUAUCUGGUCUAUUGGCUGUAUCAUGGCAGAAAUGCUGACUGGGAAAACGCUGUUUAAAGGAAAAGACUACCUGGAUCAGCUGACUCAGAUCCUGAAAGUAACGGGGCACCCAGGAGAAGACUUCGUGGAGAAGCUGGAGGACAAAGCGGCCAAGAGUUACAUCAAGUCCCUCCCUAAAAUCCCCAAGAAGGAUUUGUCUGUGCUUUUCCCCAGAGCCAAUCCUCAGGCAGUGGACCUGCUUGACAAGAUGUUGCAGCUGGAUGUGGAGAAGCGCAUGACAGCCACGGAAGCGUUGGCUCACCCCUAUUUUGACCAGUUCCGAGACGUUGAGGAGGAGACAGAAGCACAGGAGUCUUACGACGAUUCUCUGGAACACGAGAAGCUUUCCAUAGAUGAGUGGAGAACCAGCCUGGGAUUCUAUGCAGAUUUUGCUGUUAGCAAAAGCAAAUACAAGUCCCGCUUGCUUCAGGGCUGUGAAGUCUCCUCAGCAUCUGUCCUUCUGCUGAGUACACUUCCAGGAAACACCUUGUGUUUCAGGGACUGGGUUUCUCUGCAGGUUUUCUCUUUUGAGAGUUCCUUCUGAAACCUCAAGAGCAAACCCCAACAGCCGGUGUGUGGGUUUCAUCAUUCCCCCACCAACCCCAUGCAGUGAGGGCACACUGUCCAAAAGCCAAACCAUUCCUCUGCAAUUCCCAGUAUCCUGACAAAUGCAGGGAGCUGGUGCUCUGCAAGCCCACAGCGCUGGAACUGUGCUUGGGUUUGUGGUAUGCACCAGGCAAGAACUCAGCAUAGAUGGCAGGAAAUGGAGCAGGUUGGAGUGGAAAGAGUCUCUCUCUGUGAAGACCAACCAUCCCAGGGCUCCUGCAGCAUCUGACGACUCACUGCAGUGAAGAGGAAUGAGCUGCUUAAAAGGGAAACAAAAAUCACGCUCACAUUUCAUGAAAGGAGAUUGAAAAGCAGCCAGUCACCCCAAGUGGUGAGUCAAAUAGUCCAGACUCCACUCAAGAAACGGGGAGCCCCUGACAGACCCCAUUAGGCAAAGAAGAAAUCCUCUUGUGCCAGCUGGCUGACCUGCAUACUUUUGUUAGGUUUUUUUCCCCCUUGCAUAGUUUACAUACUUAAAAAUACAAAAGUGAGUGAUAAAACUCAUUCAACCAUUAAGUGAACAUUCAAAAUCCCAUAAAUGAGGCUGGCCAGAAUUAAGUUUCCUGUAUGUAUGAAGGAUGUGUGAUAAAAAUGGGGACGGAUCGAAUGUUUGUCUCACCUAAUGUGCAAAUGUUUCUCUUGAAAUACUAUUUACUUGGUUUUCCUACAUUUAUUUCUGAGAUUAUUAUCUCAGCUUUAGUUCUACUUGCAAAGUGAAGCCUUUACUAUAGCAAAUCCUUCUGUGUAAGACUUGUUGCCAGCUAGUUAGGUGUGUGAAGUUGCAGUUUUAUGGGAUGGAUUUAUUAGGGACUUCCAGAUGUAAGUGGGAAAGAAAAAGCAGAUGAAGCAACGAUUACUAUUACUUUAUUUUUAUUUUUCCUUUCUUAAGAGACACCACAAAAUGACCAGGAUUGUUUUUAAGAGAUAUGAUGUUUACAAUGCUUUAGGCACCAUCCAGAAACCUUUUGGUGUGGAGUUGUGAAACCAUCUCCAGCCUCUUAGAAAACUGCAUGCUUGCCCUAUAGGAAAUGGUUGGACUUGAUGAUCUAUAAAGGUCUUUUCCAACCUGGUUGAUUCUCUGAUUCUGUAAAAACAUCUGAGAAUCUGGUUUCCUGUUGAACCUUUUCACAUUCUAGGUGCAGACUAAACAAAUAAUUUCCAGGUUUGAAGUGUCUGAUAAUGGAAGAGCAGAAAAACCUAGAAAAUAAUGAAUACAACUGAGAACUCUAGUGAGAUAUCCCCAGAGGCUGGGACGCUCAGCAAGUCUCUGAUGACUCUGAGCUGUGUGGUGCAGUCAACAUGCUGGAGGGAAGGGAUGGGAUGGGAUCCAGAGGGGCCUGGACAGGCUGGAGAGGUGGGACCAUGGGAACCUCAUGGAGCUCAUUAAGUGCAAGCUGUUGCCCCUGGGUCGGGGCAGUCCCAAGCACAAACUCAGACUGGGGGAGACUGGAUGGAGCAGCCUGAGGAGAAGGACGUGGGGGUGCGGUGUUGGGUGUGGAGAAGCUCCUCAU